CGAUCAGCCUGCGCGGUGUUUGGGUGAAUUGUAUCCCAAAUUCAUUCUCGCAUCGAUUUUUUAAUUUAUAAUCAAAAAAACAUAUAUUAAAAAACAAAGAAAACAAAAUUUUAAACAAUAAUCGACAGGAAAUAAAAUCAAGAGCCAUGACUUCAUUGAAACUUGCAGACGAUCAGCGAUUUGCUCUCAUGAAGUUUAGAAGAAGUGUUCAAGAUGUUUUAAAGCCCGACCACGACGAUCAAUUUUUAUUACGAUGGCUCAGAGCGAGAAAGUGGGAUGCAGUUGCAGCAGAAAAAAUGUUAAGAGACUCCCUGGAGUGGAGAAAACAAUGGGAAGUCGACAAACUAGAAGAAUGGGACCCCCCACAAAUUUUGAAAGAUCACCUGCCCCAUGGAUUAUGUGGAUACGACAAAGACAAUGCCCCAGUGGCAAUAAUUCCAUUUGCUGGAAUGGACAUGUAUGGAAUUUUACACGUUGUUUCGAGAAGGGAAAUGAUUAAGGUAACAAUAAAGCAUUUGGAAAAAUAUUUAAAAGUUUGUCAAGAACAAGCAGCUAAACAUGGCCCAGUUGCUGGACAAGUUACUGUAAUAUUCGACAUGGAAGGAUUUAAUCUACGCCAGUAUAUGUGGAGACCAGCUGGAGAAGUCGUAAUAGCUUUGAUUCAAAUGUACGAGGCAAAUUAUCCAGAAAUUCUGAAGACCUGUUUCAUCAUAAAUGCUCCCAAAGUAUUUACACUUGCAUUCUCAAUUGCUAAAAAAUUUAUGAAUGAGUACACAAUAUCGAAAAUUCAAAUUAUCAAGGCUGAUCCGAACAAAUGGAAACCUGCAAUUUUAAAAAUAGUACCUGCCGAUCAAUUGCCUGCUCAUUUUGGCGGAACUCUAAAAGAUCCUGAUGGAAAUCCCAAACUCACAACAAAAAUUUGCCAAGGAGGGAAAGUUCCGAAAACUAUGUACGUAAAUAAGAACGAAAAGGAUAGCAGUGAUUUCACAACUGCUACAGUGAAAAAGGGAGACAAAUUAAAAUUGGAUCUUCCGGUGGAGGAAGGUGGAUCAAUUUUAAGUUGGGAAUUUAGAAGCGAAGACCAUGAUAUUAAAUUUGGAAUAAUGAGAAAAAAUAACGAAGGUGCUCAAAUUGAACUUAUACCCAUGCACCGAGUUUCUGCGCAUCAAAUGGAUGAAAUUGGUCUUCUUACUUGUGAAGAGCCUAGCACGUAUUCGGUCAUUUUUGACAACACCUAUAGUCUUUUAAGGAAUAAAAAAAUUCACUAUUCUGUUCGAAUUUUGCCUCCAACGAACGUUUUAGAAGAAGUAAGUAUGUCAUAAAUAAAGGCUCGUUAAAAAAAAAA
Molecule: messenger RNA, 1345 nt
Organism: Belonocnema kinseyi
Lineage: Eukaryota; Metazoa; Arthropoda; Insecta; Hymenoptera; Cynipidae
Product: SEC14-like protein 2
Exons: 11
Coding region: 147-1322 (391 amino acids)
Cellular component (GO): cytoplasm
Source: RefSeq, a predicted model, not a curated record